This is a messenger RNA of Trichoplusia ni (cabbage looper), 1002 nucleotides long. Its product is annotated as brachyurin-like. The record is from RefSeq and is a predicted model, not a curated record. Bases 24 to 911 code for a protein of 295 amino acids. Gene Ontology annotation, biological process: proteolysis. The transcript is spliced from 5 exons. Gene Ontology annotation, molecular function: serine-type endopeptidase activity. NCBI's taxonomy places the organism in Eukaryota, Metazoa, Arthropoda, Insecta, Lepidoptera, Noctuidae.
UUGUAGUUUGCAUUCAGUCGACAAUGAAGGUGCUCAUAACAUUCGCAUGCUUGGCUUUAGCCGCAGCAGUAUCUGCUGACGACAUCAUAAAUGUUGUUACCUCACCUGUGUUCAACUAUCACUGGAGAUUUGGAAUCGACAAGGCUACAAAAAUUAAGAACGCUGAAGAACAAUCCGCAGUCAGCGGGCAAAGAAUCGUUGGAGGAUCUUUUUCUGAUAUAUCUGAGACUCCCUACCAGGCUGGUCUGGUGAUCCAAGUAUUUUUCAUCCUGACAUCAGUUUGCGGUGCAUCCAUCAUCGCCCCUGACCGCGUCCUUACUGCAGCUCAUUGCAACUACGAUGGAGUGAUGACCGCAAACUCUUUCACUGUUGUACUUGGUUCUAACUUCUUGUUCAGCGGCGGCAGACGCAUCGUCACCAGAAACGUCGUUAUGCACCCACAAUGGAACCCCCAAACCACAGCUAAUGACAUUGCUCUUAUCCGGCUUGGUGAAUCCAUCAGUUACACUAACGUGAUCCAGCCCAUUGCUCUGCCUAGCGGUGACGAUCUCAAUAAUGACUUCAACGGUUGGAAUGCUUUAGCCUCUGGAUAUGGCCGCACUGCUGACGAUUCCAACAUCGACAACAACCAGCGACUGAGUUCCGUCACCUUACCAGUCAUCAGUAACAACGCUUGUGCUGCCAUCUACGGUAGCAUCGUGCGAGCCUCAAAUGUAUGCACCAGCGGUGCAGGCGGUCAAGGCACGUGCCGUGGCGAUUCCGGUGGCCCUCUCGCCGUUACCAGAAACGACCGAAAAAUCUUGAUUGGUGUGACAUCCUUCGGAGCUGAAGCAGGCUGCGAACUCGGCUUUCCUGCUGCCUUCGCCAGAGUCACCUACUACGUCGACUGGAUCAACUCUCAUUAUUCCUAAACUAUAGUUUCGUAACUGUGAUACGAGUGUAAUUAAAGUAGGUCUACAAUAUAUUUUUUUUUUCAUUAUAUUCAAAUCCAUUCACUAUUCA